This is a messenger RNA of Larimichthys crocea (large yellow croaker), 3198 nucleotides long. RefSeq names its product angiopoietin-related protein 1. Gene Ontology annotation, biological process: platelet aggregation; blood coagulation, common pathway; blood coagulation. Gene Ontology annotation, molecular function: extracellular matrix structural constituent; protein-macromolecule adaptor activity. Gene Ontology annotation, cellular component: fibrinogen complex. The record is from RefSeq and is a predicted model, not a curated record. The coding region runs from base 739 to 2193 and encodes 484 amino acids. The transcript has 5 exons. NCBI's taxonomy places the organism in Eukaryota, Metazoa, Chordata, Actinopteri, Sciaenidae.
UCCAAAACAGCUCUUCCAUUUGAUACACUAAAGCUACUGGAACGCCAAACUCAAUCAGUCAUUAGAUUAGAGCUGAUAGGAAACAGCUUUGUGAGGAAGAAUUAGUAGAAUAAGAUAAAUAGUUGUGUGAAUGAAGCUGACAGAUAAGUGUGAGAAAGAAAGAAAAUUAGUUUAUGUGCAUGUCAUCAACUUCUGCAAGACAAAUGGUGUGUGGGAGACGAUAUAACCUUGUAAACAAGACCUUAUGAGAGUUAAAUGAUGACAGCUAGAUUGAUUUUAAGCGUGAGAGUCUUCACCACUGUUGCUGACUCUCAGCCAGCCUGAUUCACGGCUUAGUUUUUCAUCUGUGGUGAAACCUUAUAUUAGGAGGAGUCUGUCUUUUCUUCCCAAACUUUACACGGCAUCAGAGGAUGAAGGCAGGGCCAAACCUUCCCUCUGCUCAAACUACAGGGAAAAAUCACACCACCAGCCUCCCUCUUUCUGUGUAUGGACCACCCUCUACUGUUCUCCUACUGGAUGGUGUUUGCUUGUGCCACAGCUGUAUGCAGGCCUGCAUUCUCAAUGAGAGCAAAGACAGAGGGAGACUGAGAGUAAGAGGGGGAGAAUGGAGAGCAUGAACCUGCAGAGGAAACACAACUGAGACACCAAGCUGGGUCUUACCUGAACACCUCCUGGACUGCUGACUCAACUCACUGACACAGAUCUUUAGCUUGUUUGGUGAUAAAGAGAAGCGCAACCAUGGGACCUGGAGCAUGGAGCCUAUUUAUUCUCUUUGGUUUGUCCUUCUGGAGCAACAGCCAAGCCCUCACCAAGCACCCCAUCCUCUCCCGGAUGCGAAGGGCUCCAGAGGCCAACGGAGAAGGCAAGAAGUGCUCCUACACCUUCCUGGUCCCUGAGCAAAAGAUCACAGGACCCAUCUGUGCCUCCCGCGGUUAUUCAACCGACAAAGACAGAGUGACACGCUUGGAUGUGGCUGCAGUGCGUGAUCUCCUGUCAAAACAGCGUCGGGAGAUGGAGACUUUGAAGUUGGUGGUGGAUGUGGACGGCAACUUGGUGAAUGAGAUGAAGCUGUUGAGGAAAGAGAGCAGGAACAUGAAUUCCAGAGUGACCCAGCUCUACAUGCAGCUGCUGCACGAGAUCAUCAGGAAGAGGGACAACUCACUGGAGCUGGCGCAGCUGGAGACACGCAUUCUAAAUGCCACCAGUGAGUCACUGCGUCUGGCCUCCAGGUACAGGGAACUAGAGGCUAAAUACUCAGCCUUGUCUGCAGUAGUAAACAACCAGUCAGUGUUGAUUGGGGCACUGGAAGAGCGCUGCAUGCAGGUCUACAGCCGGAGGCAUGAGCAGUCACCCAUGGGACCACCACUUGUGCAGGUAGUGCCUGAGAACAUUCCUGUUCAUGUGCCACGUUUCACCAAUGAGAUCCAGACAGACAACACCAGAGGGAUUGCCCGAGAGAGGGGCUCUCGCUCUGGGCCAUCACCCACAAGCAGCACCCUGGAAGUUCAGAAACCUCCACAGAGAAACUUCAGUGCUGAAGGCUCAUUCAGAGACUGUCUCGCGGCGCAGGAAGCUGGCCAUAGCACCAGCGGCAUGUACCUGAUCAGACCAGAUGAAGCAGAAAGGCCAGUGCAAGCCUGGUGUGAACAGGAUAUAGACAACGGGGGCUGGACCGUUAUCCAGAGCAGGAGAGACGGAUCCGUUAACUUCUUCAGGAACUGGGAUAACUACAAGAGCGGCUUCGGUAACAUAGACGGGGAAUACUGGCUUGGUCUGGAAGGCAUCUACAACCUGGGGAGGCAGGGUGACUAUAAGCUGUUGGUGGAACUGGAAGACUGGAUGGCCAAGAAGGUCUACGCUCAGUACAGCAGCUUUCAUCUAGAGCCUGAGAGCGAGGGUUACCGCCUGCGGUUGGGAACCUACCAGGGCAAUGCCGGGGACUCCCUCAGCAGUCACAACGGCAAACAGUUCACUACUCUGGAUCGAGACAAGGAUGCCUUCUCAGGUAACUGUGCCCAUUUCCAUAAAGGUGGCUGGUGGUACAACGCGUGCGGCCAAACCAAUCUUAACGGUGUCUGGUACACCGGAGGCGUCUACCGCAGCAAAUUCCAAGAUGGGAUCUUCUGGGCCGACUAUGGUGGAGGCUUCUACUCGAUGAAGUCGGUCCGUAUGCUGAUCAGGCCCAUAGACUGAGAAGAUACUGUAAACCAGGCUGGUCCAGGGGCAGCUAUGGAGGCCAGAGCAAACUUGAACCUCAUUUUAAAUUGUGACUGUCAUCAAAAACUGGUUGAACUAAACCAAUGGAGAUUACCAACCAUCAAUAGUGACUUGAACUGCCUCUUGUAACAGAAAUGGACUCUGCGUGAACAUUGUUGUCUUUAUAUCAUAAUAGAAGCACACAUAGAGGGAUUUAGGGGGACGUGACUAUUUAUAAUAAGCCAAAUGCUCCUUUAACCACCAAAUACUUACGAUGGUCAAGGGAAAUUAAGAGUCACUGCCACACCUUUGCACCUAAAUAAUGCCAGCUGUCUAUCUGAAGCCACAGUGUUUUGCUCAUUACUAGGUCACCCUGUGGAGUGAGUCACCACAUCCCAAGAGAACUUCAUUGGUAUUGAUUUCAUUCAUAAGCUUUAACAUCACAGCAUCUAAAUGCAGCCCUUCCUACCUCGCCAAGAUAAACGUAUGGGGGAAAUGCAUGGGAUUUACCUUGUACUGUAAGUGCUGGGAGCUGGGAAAUACAUUUCGUUAAGACCUAUAUAGCUUUAUUUAGACUCUGUAUCCACUUCCAGCUCUGAAAAAAAUAACACCUUAAGGAUAUGGAGAAAGGAAGGUGGUUUAAAUCCAUGUUUUAUGUACAUUUGAUUACACAAUAACAGUACUGACUUUAUUAUUUCUCCCUACACUUAAAAUGUCCUUUAUACUGUAUGUUAAACUACUUUGUCCAAGUGCAGAUGACCAGAAACGAUAAUUUAUGUGUACAAUUAACUUAUCAUAACAGUGAAAAGGGCCAGGUGUCCUGAGGGAACAGUAAAUGAUCCUACAGAAAAUAGUACUAAUUUCCUCUGCUGUGUAUAUGACAAUCAUUCUCUAAGUGUGCUUGCACGUAUGGAAAUUGCUGUUAUAUGUUUUUCUCAUUUGGCUGUUGAUUAAAUUUCAGUAUGACUCUGGGAAAAACAAGCAUUGUUGGAAGGAAAAAAA